Molecule: messenger RNA, 864 nt
Organism: Neurospora crassa OR74A
Lineage: Eukaryota; Fungi; Ascomycota; Sordariomycetes; Sordariales; Sordariaceae
Exons: 2
Coding region: 1-864 (287 amino acids)
Source: RefSeq, a predicted model, not a curated record
AUGUCAUGUGGCUGGGAAUCGACUCUCAGUUUGUCUCCAGGUGCAGGCUUCCCUAGCAAGGACUUCACGCAUGCAGCAAGUGAAACCGGAUCAACGUCAUUUCUCUUCCGUUACGCCAUGGGUCUCAUCCCUGCUGCAAGCGAGGAUCCAGGAACUUAUACCGUCAAGUACAAGCAGGAUGUGGCCAAGUUCUUAACGAUACUGGACAUGGACGUAUCCUCAUUCAGACAUUACUCCCGUGAUUCUACAGCGAGUAACUUACCUGCCUGUCCCGAGACCCUUGAGGAGUUGACAUUAGUUGAUGAUGGCCCGAUUUAUCUUCCUGAAAUUAGGCGCUGUCGAGGAGUCGAGCCACAUGAACUCUACAUAUGGCUCCAGCCUACCAAGCGUCUUCGGAAGCUCCGACUGUACAGCGGACUCGACAUCGAUGGAUUGAGCGUGAGACUUUUCAUUACCCAAGGAUGGGGCUUGUUCAGCCAAAGUCACAACAUCAACACCAUCCUGCUCGCGCACCGAGAAACGCUCCAGCACUUUGAGUGGUGUCAGAUGAUGGCAUCUCGGAAAACCGACAAUGCAGCCUGGGUCAAGAUGUUUGGGCAAGAUCAAAAGCUGUCGUGUCUUCCACAGCUGAAAGAGUUGAGAUAUCUGAAGCUGUCAGACAUGUUCGUCUACACCCGUCAGCAGUACGUGGAUCGAUACCCGCGCGCUGCGAGGGACGGCGUGUAUCCGGCUGUGCGGGAUCUUCGCGGUUAUCGGGCGGUACUCACACAUAAUCUGACAGAACUGGGGGCACCGCCGAAGCUGCGUUCAGUUUAUGUGGGAGGACAUUUACCGACUGAUCGGUAUAUGAGGAUUGACCUUUAA